AUGUGCUCAUUUGAACACACAGGUCUUCCCCAUAAAGUUCAUGGCAAGCGAAAGCGAGGGGAAUCCCGUUUCAAAACCAAGCCUGAUCAAACAGCUGUUCCGGAAGAAGUGAACAUGAAAAAAGUGAACUACCGGUCAAAUCUAACUGGACUGGUCAAACUGUUAAAGGAUACAAAAUUUACAAGUGGCCAAUUGAAGUGCCUUAGAAAAACACCGUUCUGGCCAUUAUUUGAUAGGUUGAUCAGUAACGGAAUCGACCUCAACCACUGCAUGAAAUAUGAUGAUGUGAUUGUACGUAUAGUACAAACAUUCAAGCAAUCUAGUGGAAGGUUUUACAUUGGGGAUAAGAACAUCCAGAUUUUUAGAAGCGACGUAUCACUGAUUUUUGGGGUGGACUGCGGCACCAAGUCGAUGGACCUCUCUUAUGGUGCAAAACCAACAACCGGCAUCAUACACCGAAUGUGCAAGGAUGUUAGUCGGUUAAGUGCUGCCAAAAUACGAGAAAUUCUGAGGGAAGCAUUGAAGGGCACAAAAAAACAUGACAAUGAGGAGGUCGCAAGAUUAGUUUGCAUGUAUGCAUGCGUCAAGCUAUUCUUUUCUACAUCCGGAGAAACAAUUGGAUGGGUUUUCUACUCAUACAUGGACCCAUUACACAAGAUGAUCGAGUAUGAUUGGGCUGAGAGCAUCCGGGCAACCUUGAUGGGUUCAUUGGGCCAAAACUGUGGAAAACCAGGACGAGUCACCGGAUGUGUGAUGUUGUUAAUGUAUUGGCUGUGUGAGCAUACAACAAUCUUACAACCCCGCAACCCCAAUGCCAUUCCACGAUGCAUAAAAUGGGACCUCACAGCCUUACAUAGCAACAUGAAGUCCAUAACUCUGGCUAAGCUAGGUUUAAAUGAGGUAUAUGGCGGCGAGCUAAUGGCAUCACCAACUGAAGCGAAGAUGUAUCGUCAUACAAAAUUGAAUGUGGAGCCAAAACCUGAGAUUUUGUCAAGUGCAGUAGCAAAGAAAGAUGAAAGCAAUGAGGAUCAAAGCAAAGACAGUCAACGCAGUGAUGACAGGGAUGCAUUUUCUGUCGAUGCAGUGGACCUGAAUGAUGUUGGACAUUAUAUCAACCCCAGCUGUAGCACCCCAAAUGCUGAGAAGGGAAUCAUCAUAGCACAACCAACUGAGCCCAACAUUAUAGAAGUACUCAUGAAAGAAAACCAAAAAGCUUGGGCUCUUGUACGGCAAUGGGAAGCGAAAUACAAACAGUUGGAAGAAUCAUGGGAGUUGAGGGCAAGGGUGAUUGCUGCCCUUGAAGCCAAACUAUUUGACCAAUCGGGCUCAUCCAAUGUGGACAUGGACAUGAAGACUUGCAUGGAGUGGAAAGAUACAGAAAUUCAGCGGCUGACAAAGUUGGUCAUCAACUUGGAAUUUAGGGCCAUUUUUUGA
Camellia sinensis is the source of this 1434-nucleotide messenger RNA. Lineage: Eukaryota; Viridiplantae; Streptophyta; Magnoliopsida; Ericales; Theaceae. The record is from RefSeq and is a predicted model, not a curated record.